AUGCACCGGCGGGGGGUGGGGGCGGGGGCCAUCGCCAAGAAGAAGCUGGCAGAGGCCAAAUACAAAGAACGGGGGACAGUUUUGGCAGAAGACCAAUUAGCCCAGAUGUCCAAGCAGCUGGACACGUUUAAAACGAACCUUGAAGAGUUCGCCAGCAAACACAAACAAGAGAUCCGUAAAAACCCGCAGUUCAGAGUCCAGUUCCAGGACAUGUGUGCAACAAUUGGCGUGGAUCCACUAGCAUCUGGUAAAGGAUUCUGGUCUGAAAUGUUAGGUGUUGGCGACUUUUACUAUGAGCUAGGUGUCCAGAUUAUCGAGGUCUGUCUGGCUCUGAAGCACAGAAACGGAGGAUUGAUAACCCUGGAGGAGCUCCAUCAGCAAGUGCUGAAAGGCAGGGGAAAGUUCGCUCAAGACGUCAGCCAGGAUGACCUCAUCCGAGCGAUUAAGAAGCUGAAAGUUCUCGGAAAUGGCUUUGGGAUCCUUCCCGUUGGUGGAACAUACCUGAUCCAGUCAGUGCCUGCUGAACUGAACAUGGAUCACACUGUUGUGAUACAGCUUGCUGAGAAAAAGGGGUACGUGACCAUCAGCGAAAUCCAGUCUGGUUUGAAAUGGGAAGCGCAGCGAGCCAAGCAGGUGCUGGACCACCUGCUGAAAGAAGGGAUGGCCUGGCUUGACACGCAAGCCCCAGCAGAACCCCAGUACUGGCUCCCGGCCCUCUUCACAGAGCUUUACUCUCAGGAGAUCACGCCGGAAGAAGCAAAAGAAGCGUUGCCCUGAUGACCAAGGAGGAAAGAGAAUUACCUGAGCUUCAUUUA
Euleptes europaea (tarantolino) is the source of this 815-nucleotide messenger RNA. RefSeq names its product SNF8 subunit of ESCRT-II (gene SNF8). Gene Ontology annotation, cellular component: ESCRT II complex. The record is from RefSeq and is a predicted model, not a curated record. Gene Ontology annotation, biological process: protein transport to vacuole involved in ubiquitin-dependent protein catabolic process via the multivesicular body sorting pathway. The transcript has 8 exons. The coding region runs from base 1 to 777 and encodes 258 amino acids. NCBI's taxonomy places the organism in Eukaryota, Metazoa, Chordata, Lepidosauria, Squamata, Sphaerodactylidae.